Molecule: messenger RNA, 999 nt
Organism: Chenopodium quinoa (quinoa)
Lineage: Eukaryota; Viridiplantae; Streptophyta; Magnoliopsida; Caryophyllales; Amaranthaceae
Product: 40S ribosomal protein S23-2
Exons: 3
Coding region: 349-600 (83 amino acids)
Biological process (GO): translation
Cellular component (GO): cytosolic small ribosomal subunit; ribosome
Molecular function (GO): structural constituent of ribosome
Source: RefSeq, a predicted model, not a curated record
UCGAAUUUCUUUCGAAUUUAUGUUUUUUUUUUUGGUUUUUUUUAGUUUAAAGUUUAGGGUUUUAGGGUUUAAUGUUUAGAAUUGAUAACAAGUAUGGUUUAUCUUCGAAUUUAUGUUUUUUUUUUUGGUUUUUUUUAGUUUAAAGUUUAGGGUUUAAUAAAAUCAGAAGAGCAGAGAAAGUAGUGAUUAGAUUGUAAACAUCUAGUAGUCUAGUGUUUAUCUAGUACUUUGCAUUGACCUUUGGCAUGGCUUCAAAUUGAAUAGUUAAUUUUAUGCAUUCGGAUGCAUAAAUUCUAUGUUAUUAGUCAUUAUAUAAGCGUUGUUGCAUAAACUUAUCAUUGCAGAAAAAUGCCCAACUCUGCUAUCAGAAAAUGUGCUCGUGUGCAGUUGAUUAAGAAUGGAAAAAAGAUUGCUGCUUUCGUGCCCAAUGAUGGUUGUUUGAACUUCAUUGAGGAAAAUGAUGAGGUGUUGAUUGCUGGAUUUGGUCGUAAAGGACAUGCUGUGGGAGAUAUUCCUGGAGUCCGAUUUAAGGUUGUCAAGGUUGCUGGUGUCUCUCUUCUAGCUCUGUUCAAGGAAAAGAAGGAAAAACCCAGGUCCUAGGUUAAGAAUAUUCCUCAGAAGUUCAUGGAGUGUUUCAAGGAGAAACUCUCCCCGUGGUGUACACUUAUAGCGCCAAGUAAACACAAAUGGAAAAUCAGACUCUCGAGUACAUAUGAUGAAAGGCCAUUUGUGUUUACAGAUGGAUGGAAACAGUUUGUUCGUGACAAUGGAGUGGAAACAAAAGUACUUCAUAUCGAAUAGGCGGGAUCUUAAACCUAGAGAAAAGAAAAGGGCUUCCAAGAUGGCAGAGUGUUAUAGGCGCAGCAUGAAGGAUAAUAAGAGAGUGUUUCCUGUGUUUCAGAUAGCCAAAAGUACUUCAUAUCGAAUUUAUGUUUUUUUUUUGGUAUUUUUGGUGUUUGAGAAUUGGGACUUUAUACUUUUAUAGACUUUAUGUAGUUU